Molecule: messenger RNA, 1259 nt
Organism: Mangifera indica (mango)
Lineage: Eukaryota; Viridiplantae; Streptophyta; Magnoliopsida; Sapindales; Anacardiaceae
Product: protein POLAR LOCALIZATION DURING ASYMMETRIC DIVISION AND REDISTRIBUTION
Biological process (GO): asymmetric cell division
Source: RefSeq, a predicted model, not a curated record
UUCUUCAUACCGUUAGGUUGUAUUGCUCGAUCCCCAAUAUGUACCCUGCUUUUAAUGACUCGUCUCCUCGUUUACGAAUCGCAGACGUUCUAUUAAUUCAAGACGCAGUCCAAGAACAGGAGAACGACGGAGAACUGUUGCCGGUGGAGAGCUGUACCGGCGUUGUUUCACGGUGGCUUUCUCGGUUUAGAGCGGCUAAGUUGAAGAAGUUUCCUGGCCAAGUCGACGAGAGCGAGCAAGAUGCGACGUCAGAUGUCAAGUGUUCGACGGGUGUAUUCAACUGCGGUGAUUCGCCAUGUACGGUCCCGAGGAAUCAUCAGUUAGGCUGUCCGACGACAGGGCCCUCUUUCAAUAUGGGAGUUGCUGGUUGUUUGUUAUAUCUGAUUGCUGCAAGUAAGAAUGAACUCAAUAAGAUGAUGGAGUUCAGGACCCAGAUGGAAAUGCUUCUUCAAGAUGCCAAAAAGGAGCUGGAAACCGAAGAUACAUUGACUGACCCGUUCAAGUCCAACGAUGAAUUUACUUAUUCAACCAUUGAUGUUCGAGAAGAAGUGGGAUCUAGUUCUCAUCAUUCUUUACGGAAACCAUCUUAUGUUUUACCAGAGUUACCAACAAUGAGGAUGUGAAAUCAGUUUUUGACAUGUGACAAGCGUAAAUCAGAACAUUGUGCAAAAGGAAUGGAUCGGCUUGAAGCAGAACUUGAGGCGGAAUUUGAACAAUUUUUGGUGCAAUAUGCUCAACAGCAAGGCAUAGAGGUAAAUAAGGACACUGAUGCCCCGAAAAGUCGAAGUUUUAGUUCUGGAGAAGUAAUUGACCCUCAAGUGGAAAUACACAGAAGAGAUUAUGGAGUUCCACUUCCACCCCAAGAACUUGAGAGAAGAUUGCAUGAAGUACUGGAGGCAAGGCAACAAGAGCAGAUAAGAGAGCUAGAAGCUGCUUUGGAGAGUGCUAGGCACAAGCUUCGCGAGAAAGAUCUUGAGAUUUCUAGGUGGAAAGACACUGCAAAGUUUCUUUCGCAGCAUAAUCCGGCAACUUCACGGCCCUAAUUCUUAGGAUGAAAAAGACUGCAGUGUAGCCUUUGAGAGUGAGUUCUCGACUCUUCAUCGUGUAUGUUUGAUGAUUAAUAGAUAAUUUUUCUUCCUGUUUUAGCUUCAGGAUUGCACAGUGUGAAAUGUAGUUAGAAGAAAGUAUAACAGUGAAAAAUGAAAAGGUGAUGCAGAACUUAGAAUUAUAAACUGUAAACUGUCAUCUUCCGACUGAUU